AUGUCUCAGUCAUGUGCUGCUGAAUCAUGUGAAUCUACAUUAGGUAUUUCUUGUCAUUGCUGUGACAAAACAUUCUGUCCAGAUCAUUUAGAUGAACAUUAUGAAUCAAUUAAUAGUCAAUUAGAUCCUUUGACUAAUGAAAUCAAUAUUCUUUACGAUCAAAUUAUGAAAAAAACCAAGGAAAAAUUAAUUGGUAAUUGUCUUAAGAAGCUCGAUAUAUGGCGUGAUGAAUGUUAUCAAAUGAUAAAUCGUUUAUAUGAAAAAAAAUGUCAUGAACUUGAACAACAAUAUGUUAUAAAAACGGAAAAACAACAAAAAGAAAUCGAACAAAUGCAAUCAAAAAUAAAUAAACUUAUUCAUGAGCAUGAUGCGACACAACAAGAUAUUGAAUUUUUUAAAUUAACUAUUGAAACAAUAAAACAUGAAAUAAAACAAAUUCAUCAAAUAUGUUUUAAUAUAAAUAUUCGUCCAUUAGAAUUAUAUGAAAAUUUUAUUUCAAUUGAAGAAACAAAACGAGAUGAAAUCGAUUUUACAAUUCUUUUACCUCCAUACAAAACAAUUGCUUGUUCUGAAGAUUAUAAUGCAUAUAUAAGAUGUACUGCGAAUGACAAUUUUCUAUUGAUACAUCAUAAGUCAGAAUUACAGUUGUUUAAUAAAGAAUUAAUAAUGAUAAAAAAUAUACCAUGGAAAAAUCAUGGAGUAUAUGAUAUGUGUUGGUCAUUGACAUUAAAUAGAUUUAUUGUGCUUGAUUAUAAUAAACAAAUUUAUCUUAUUAAUGAAAGUUUAACAUCAGUUGAACAAAUUGAAAUAAAUCCAGAGCAAUUCUGGUGGCAUUGUACGUGUUCUGAUACUUCUCUAUAUCUCUUAGCAUCUCAGCAUCGUACAGAUAUUUUUCAAUUUGAUCUUCAAUCACCUUUUCCAUUAAUUAAACGUUGGAAAAUUUCUAAUCUAUCUAAAGAACGUGAUAUUAUUACAGAUAUGACUUAUAAUGAUGAAACACUUGCUUUAAUAAUUCAAAAUGGAAAUAAAACCCGUAUGGAACUUCGAUCAUCUAUAACAUUCGAUCGAAUUUGGUUAUUGCAACUUGAUACUAAAUAUGAUAUUAUUCAUUCAAUUACUUAUUCCUGUUUACUUAAUUGUAAUGAUUGGCUUCUACUAGAUUAUAAUAAUUCUCGUCUUAUACAUAUCGAUAAUAAUGGAACAAUAAGAUCAAUUUCUAUGUACAAUCCAGCACCUACAAAUGCCAUUCUUUUCGGUUCAAACAUCCUAGUUAUAAAAACUGAUAAAUCUUGGAAUUUUCAUGAAAUAUAA
This is a messenger RNA of Rotaria sp. Silwood1, 1311 nucleotides long. The record is from the annotation of a GenBank genome assembly. NCBI's taxonomy places the organism in Eukaryota, Metazoa, Rotifera, Eurotatoria, Philodinida, Philodinidae.